Pocillopora verrucosa is the source of this 1652-nucleotide messenger RNA. Its product is annotated as peptide-N(4)-(N-acetyl-beta-glucosaminyl)asparagine amidase. Gene Ontology annotation, biological process: protein quality control for misfolded or incompletely synthesized proteins; glycoprotein catabolic process; protein deglycosylation. Gene Ontology annotation, molecular function: peptide-N4-(N-acetyl-beta-glucosaminyl)asparagine amidase activity. NCBI's taxonomy places the organism in Eukaryota, Metazoa, Cnidaria, Anthozoa, Scleractinia, Pocilloporidae. The record is from RefSeq and is a predicted model, not a curated record. Gene Ontology annotation, cellular component: cytosol; cytoplasm; nucleus.
AGGUGCAUUGUUGACGAAGAUGAUAAAGAAUUUAAUUUUUUGGCUGUUUAGAUGGUAAAACAAGAUGGACGUUGUAACUUUAGACCGUCUUCAAGCAGAGAAUGAAAGAUACUUUUUAGCAAGGCUUCGGAGCCAGGAUGAAGUGGUUCAACUCUAUGAACAACCCAGCUUACAGCAGCAAGCUCUUGAUUUGAUGCCAGUAUCUGCAAUGAGAAAAGAGGCAAGAAAGGAAAGCGAACAAACGGGAAAGGAUGAAAGGGAUUGUUUAAUGCAUCAGGUCAACAAAUGGUUUUAUGGUUCAUUUUUUAGCUGGCUGGAUAAACCAAAGUGCUCACGGUGUGGCACAGUAACAAAAAACAUAGGAAUACUUCCCCCCACAAUAGAAGAACAAAGGUGGUUAGUUGGACGUGUAGAGGGAUUCAAAUGCCCUUACUGUGGGACAGAUGAAAGAUUCCCAAGAUACAAUCAUCCAGCAAAGUUGUUAGAAACCCGUCGUGGCAGAUGUGGUGAACAUGCAAACUGUCAGGCCUUGCUGCUUCGCUCCAUGGGUUUUGAUGUUCGUCAUGUCACUGAUUGGACAGAUCAUGUAUGGGUGGAAGUUUAUUCUUAUAAGGAGCAGAAAUGGGUUACUUGUGAUAGAGAUUACUUUAGCCGUGAGAGGGAAGGAAAGAAAUUGAGUUAUAUGGUGGCAGUAUCUAAUGAAGAGACUGUGGAUGUGACAUGGAGAUAUUCAACCAAACAGAAUGAAGUCAUGCAGCGAAGAUUACAUGUCAGCGAGGAAUGGCUGGCAAGAGCAUUAGCAUUUCUAAAUUACCAGAAGCAACAAAAACUCUCCCCUGCAAGGCGUGAAACACUCAGGGAACGUUCAGCUCUGGAAUUGGCUGAGUUCCUUUCAAACUAUCAGAAACAACUUGAACCCAAGCACACGCCUUAUACAUUUACACCCACUGAUGAAGAAAUCAACAGCAAAAGGUUACAGGUGCAGUAUUGUUGUGCAAGUGACAAAUACCACAGGGGACCCAAAAUGGAGACAUUCUUGCAAGGUUGGAAGUCUGGGGCAGCAGCUGUGAAGUCAGUCUUCAGGAAAUAUGAACAUGAUUGGACAACAGUACUCAACUAUCUUCGUUCUCGUGGAGUGAAAGAAGCUGAUCUAACAACAUUAAGGAAAGGAAAUGCCUUCCUCUCUCGUCUUCCUUCUUCGCCAACUGGUUUGGUUUCAUGGGCAAUGGAUUUCUCUACCUCUGGUUUGGUGAUCGACACUAUCACCAUAAUAACUCAUUGUGUGACCAUGGAAAGUGGAAAGGUAGACUGGAAACUAGAGGGAGAUGAUGACGUCGUAGAGAAUCUGAGCUUCAGCAGUCAGCGUGAUCACAAAUCACACACGACUUCAUCCCUCAGAGGCUGCAAGACUCUCAAACUGACAGCUGCCCUCAGCGGAGGAAGAGGCAAGUUGGCUUGGAAACAUGCUCAGCUUUGCAGCCAGCCAAUUGACAGCGAGGGAGACUCUUCCUUAGAUAUUGCUGUUACACUAAAGGAGUCAACAGCUUAGGAUGUGUGUAACAAGUUUUAAAACGAGUAGUCUUAAGGCCACUGAACCUCUGUAAUUUUUACCAUAAAUUAUACAGUACCAUCUAGGUGCGAUUUUGAAGGUA